AUGACCGGAUCUUGUAUUGUUGAUAUGAUGAACAAUCGGCGACGCUCUCAUUCGGCCACACGUCUUGAAAUUCGCAAUCGUUUUGCACCACGAUUUUCGAGUUCAAUACGAAUUGAUGCAACAAAAUUAUGCACUCAG
Molecule: messenger RNA, 138 nt
Organism: Acanthocheilonema viteae
Lineage: Eukaryota; Metazoa; Nematoda; Chromadorea; Rhabditida; Onchocercidae
Source: the annotation of a GenBank genome assembly